AUGCAAUCCCUAGAAGCAGUGCUUCAUCUUGCGAGGAAAGCUGCCGAGGCCGCGGCCAAGUCUAUUGAGUUCGUGUCUCGUGAAGGCGAACCGGAAGGGAUGGGACGACAGAGCCCACAGCUAGACACAAGAGGAAGCCUCGAGUGGGGAGAUGAUGCAGACAGGCAGACGGAUUGGUUUGACGAAUAUGAGGCAGAGCAGAUGGAUGGAGUGCUGUGCCGUUGCUGUGGUCGCCUGGCUGUUCUCUUCGAUACCCCGUUUUUCCCGGUCCUGAGCCUCGCUGCCGACACGCGAAACCAGGAAAGAGGAUCCCAUACCCACAUCCACCAACACACCGCAGCACAGCGCAGCACAGCGCAGCACAGCGCAGCACAGCGCAGCACAGCGCAGCACGCGCCAGGUCCGCCUCAGAUCAGCGACCCUGCAAAGCCUCCAGAUUCGCCCGCCGAUGACUCCGACUCCGACCUCGACCUCGACCUUCAAGAGCUUGACCCCCUCCCCGCCGAUGAGCCCCGCAAUAAGUCAGGGCUUUUAGGACACGACAGAGAAGCUGCCGAACAGAGGGCCCCGAGGAUAGCCCUGCGCAACCUCCGUAUGGGGAGUCUGCGCCGCAAGGGAAAGUCGUCCAGAGGCUAUCCUGGCGCUGGUGAGAGCAGGGAUGCUGGGCUCGACGAUGCUGCCGCCCUGCUAGGCGACGGUGACGGUGACGGAGAUGGCCAGUCCAGCCGCGAGAACUCUGGCGAGGAUGCCCCGUUCUUGCGAGAGCACGAUGACCGCUCCCGCCGCCCCAACGGCCAAAAGAGGCGCCCGAGUUCGUCCGGUGGCCUGCGUCUGCCCAGCUUCAUGUCUUCCACCGGGUCGCAGCGUCAGGAGGAAGAGGAGCACGACCAGGAGGAAGACGACCCCUCGGCGUCCAGGCUCGUCCCCGUCGGCUCGGCUCAGUCGACUCGUUUCCCGCCGAACCUCGUGUCGAAUGCAAAGUACACCGCCUUCACAUUUCUUCCUAUCACGCUAUAUAACGAAUUCUCAUUCUUUUUUAACAUGUACUUCCUACUCGUUGCGCUCUCACAAGCAAUACCUGCCUUGCGGAUUGGCUAUCUCUCGACUUACGUCGCGCCCCUAGCCUUUGUUCUGGUAAUCACGAUGGGGAAGGAGGCAUACGAUGACAUAGAACGAAGGCGCAGGGACAAUGAGGCCAACUCAGAACCAUAUGCCGUGCUAGCGUUUGACGAACCUGGCCACUCUGCUUCGUCCAGUCGCCCAAGAAGAACGCUGAAGUCCACGUCCAUACGGAAGGGGCGCAAGGGAAAGCUCCCUGAGAGAGAUAGGCUCUCUGAUAUCCAAGAAGAAGAGGAGCAAGUCGAGGGUGCUGGCAUUCGCAGGGAGCCUUCCUCGCAGGUCCGGGACAUAAGCAAAAAGUCGCGGGAUCUGAAGGUUGGUGAUGUCUUGAAGUUGGAGAAGGGCCAAAGAGUGCCAGCCGAUGUGAUCAUCUUGAAGUGCUUGUCCGGUGAUGCGAAUGCAGCAAUCGAGGUUGAAGUGCCCCAGAAGGCCGAACCGGACCUCCUGGGCAGUAUCGAUGAGUCAGGAGAGAGCAGUGCUGACCCGCCUGCGAGCAGUGAGCCUGAGCAGAGCUCGGGGCCUGGCGGGGAGACCUUCAUCAGGACGGAUCAGUUGGAUGGAGAGACUGACUGGAAGCUCCGCAUCGCGUCGCCGCUAUCGCAGAAUUUGGCCGUUGAGGAGUUGGUUCGCCUUCGAGUCACCGGUGGCAAGCCAGACAAAAAGGUCAAUGACUUUGUCGGCACUCUUGAGCUUCUGCCAUCGAGACAGGAAGCUAUGGGCAAUACCAGCAGCGCUCAGAGUGAUGACAACCUGUCUAGCACGGCGCCUUUGUCUAUAGACAACACUGCCUGGGCAAACACGGUCAUUGCAUCCCACGCGACCACCUUGGCCGUGAUCAUCUACACUGGCCCCCAAACCCGGUCCGCUCUUUCUACGGCGCCUUCCAGAUCCAAAACCGGACUUCUCGAGUACGAGAUCAACUCAUUGACCAAGAUUCUCUGCGCCUUGACCCUCGGCAUUUCGAUCAUCCUCGUCGCCCUGGAAGGCUUCGAAAAUGUGCCCGGGAACGUCUGGUAUGUCAAGAUCAUGCGUUUCCUGGUCUUGUUCUCGACAAUUGUUCCCAUCAGUCUCCGCGUCAAUCUUGACAUGGGCAAGAGUGUCUACUCUUGGUUCAUCCAACGUGAUCCUGAUAUACCGGGUGCCGUUGUUCGGACUAGCACGAUUCCAGAAGAUUUGGGCCGGAUCGAGUAUUUACUGAGCGACAAGACGGGCACACUUACUCAAAAUGAAAUGGAAAUGAAAAAGAUCCACGUGGGAACUGUGUCCUACGCCAACGAGGCAAUGGACGAGGUUUCGGCAUAUGUGAACCAGGGGUUUCAAGUCCCCUUGUCCACAGAUCCAGCCACAAAUGGCACGCUCAUCACACCCUCAUCGACAUUUACCGCGACAGCCAAUGCUGGAGCCACACGUACACGUCGCGAGAUUGGCACGAGAGUGCGCGAUGUGGUGCUGGCAUUAGCAUUGUGCCACAAUGUCACCCCAACCACAGACGAGGAGGACGGCAAGAUUGUCACUGCAUAUCAAGCCUCGUCUCCUGAUGAGAUCGCCAUCGUGAAAUGGACAGAGGCUGUUGGACUGCGACUCUCAUACCGUGAUCGCAAAAGCAUGGUGCUCGAGUCGCCUGAGAAUGGCCGGCCAAUUGUCCAGGUGCGCAUACUCGACGUGUUUCCCUUCACAUCCGAUGGUAAGAGGAUGGGGAUUGUCGUUCAGUUCUUUGAACGAUCAGGGAAGGUUCCGAAUGUCAACAAUGGCGAGAUCUGGUUCUACCAAAAGGGUGCAGACACGGUGAUGAGUACAAUCGUGGCUGCAAACGACUGGUUGGACGAGGAGACCGCCAAUAUGGCUCGAGAAGGCCUGCGGACACUCGUGGUGGGUCGAAAGCGCCUCUCGCCUGCCGAAUACCAGGAAUUUCAGUCCAAAUACCAAGAAGCAUCUCUCGCCAUCGGUGGGCGAGAUACAGGCAUGCAGAAAGUCGUCUCGCAGUACCUGGAGCGUGACCUAGAACUUCUUGGCGUCACGGGCGUGGAGGACAAGCUUCAAAGAGACGUCAAGCCCUCUCUAGAGCUCCUCAGGAACGCGGGCAUCAAAAUUUGGAUGUUGACAGGCGACAAGGUGGAAACAGCCCGUUGCGUCGCCGUGAGCUCCAAGCUCGUCGCACGCGGCCAGUACAUCUACACAGUCGCUAAGAUGAAGCGGAAAGACCAUGCGCAGGACCACCUCGACUUUCUUCGGAGCAAAGCAGAUUCAUGUCUCCUUAUUGACGGCGAGAGUCUUGCCCUCUUUCUGACGCACUUCCGCACCGAGUUCAUAUCAGCGGCCGUCCAGUUACCCACCGUUGUCGCAUGUCGAUGCUCACCCACGCAGAAAGCCGAGGUUGCAAAGCUCAUCAAGGAGUUCACCAAGAAGCGCGUGUGUUGUAUCGGUGAUGGUGGCAACGACGUGAGCAUGAUCCAGGCUGCUGACGUCGGUGUGGGUAUCGUGGGCAAGGAAGGUCGUCAGGCCAGUCUUGCCGCGGACUUUUCUAUCGAGCAAUUCUACCACCUGACCAAGCUUCUCGUAUGGCACGGUCGAAACAGCUACAAGAGAAGCGCCAAGCUCGCGCAGUUCGUCAUUCACCGUGGCUUGAUCAUAGCCGUCUGCCAGACCAUGUACAGUAUCGCCAUCAAGUUCGAGCCCGAGGGCUUGUACAAGGACUGGCUCCUGGUUGGAUAUGCGACCGUGUACACCGCCAUGCCGGUCCUGUCCCUCGUCCUGGACAAGGACGUCGAUGAAGAGCUGGCCAACCUCUACCCCGAGCUAUACAAGGAGCUUACUUCAGGUCGAUCCCUUUCAUAUCGGACGUUCUUUGUCUGGGUGUUCGUUUCGAUAUACCAGGGCAGCAUGAUCCAGGGCCUGUCCCAGGUGUUAACCGAGGUCGACGGCCCUAGAAUGGUCGCGGUCAGUUACACCGUACUUGUGCUGAACGAGCUGCUCAUGGUGGCGAUUGAAAUCACGACGUGGCACCCAGUUAUGAUCAUAUGCAUCAUUGGGACCUUCCUGAUGUAUGUUGGCUCGAUACCGUUCCUGGGCGGCUACUUUGAUCUGGCCUUCCUGAUAACUUGGGGUUUCUACUGGCGAGUCCUGGCGAUCGGUGCAAUUUCGCUCAUCCCACCGUAUGCUGGAAAGCUGAUCAGGAGGACCAUGAAGCCGCCCUCGUACCGAAAGGUGCAAGGGAUUUGA
Messenger RNA from Diaporthe citri, 4338 nucleotides. RefSeq lists its product as uncharacterized. Lineage: Eukaryota; Fungi; Ascomycota; Sordariomycetes; Diaporthales; Diaporthaceae. The transcript has 4 exons. Gene Ontology annotation, molecular function: ATPase-coupled intramembrane lipid carrier activity; ATP hydrolysis activity; ATP binding. Gene Ontology annotation, cellular component: plasma membrane; endosome; trans-Golgi network. The coding region runs from base 1 to 4338 and encodes 1445 amino acids. The record is from RefSeq and is a predicted model, not a curated record. Gene Ontology annotation, biological process: phospholipid translocation; endocytosis; retrograde vesicle-mediated transport, Golgi to endoplasmic reticulum.